Tetrapisispora phaffii CBS 4417 is the source of this 1620-nucleotide messenger RNA. It is a transcript of the gene PRP42, whose product is annotated as mRNA splicing protein PRP42. NCBI's taxonomy places the organism in Eukaryota, Fungi, Ascomycota, Saccharomycetes, Saccharomycetales, Saccharomycetaceae. Gene Ontology annotation, molecular function: protein binding. Gene Ontology annotation, cellular component: U1 snRNP; commitment complex; U2-type prespliceosome. The record is from RefSeq and is a predicted model, not a curated record. Gene Ontology annotation, biological process: mRNA 5'-splice site recognition; RNA processing. The transcript has a single exon. Bases 1 to 1620 code for a protein of 539 amino acids.
AUGGAUGCCUAUACUUCCAUCAUUAAUCAUGAAAAAUUUUCAAAGUACACAUUAAACAUUACAAACUCGCCAAAGAGUAUAGAGAACUGGGAAACUCUUGUUACGUUCCUGUUGGGUCCCACUAUUCAAUUAAAUAAAAAUUUGGAUAAAAGAUUAUAUAAACUGAUUACAAAAGUUUACGAUUCAUUUCUCACUCAGUUCCCUUAUUUAGAGAAUUACCAUAUCGAUUAUGCUCUAUUGGAAUACAAAUUAGGGCAUAUAUCUAAAUUCCAUGAAAUAUUUAACAAUGCACUAUUCAUAUUUAAUCAUAGGUCGCUACUACUUUGGGUUUCAUAUUUAUCAAAAUGUAAUGAGAGUAUUAUAGAUAACAAAACGUUGUUUGCAUUAUACGAGAAGGCAGAAGCCUAUAUUGGUUUGCACUAUUUGAGUGGGGAGUUUUGGAUGUUAUAUCUCGAACAACUCAAAGAACGCUGUUCGACUAAAAAUAGGUACUAUAUUGUUCUCAGGAAAGUUUUGGAGAUACCAAAUCAUUCAUUUAGUGCUUUUUAUGACCGGUGGUUCAAAGAGAUCGAUAAUAUUCAAGAUUUGUCAACUCUUAAGUAUUUUGCACCAACACUGGACUUACAGACUAGAAUAAAGGUCGACGUUAACCAUAAAGGUAGAAAAGGUCUAAUUUUAUUAGAAGCCAAAAAAACAUUUGCUAAGAUUGCUAAAGAUUUAUAUAAUACUAUUCAAUUCCAAGUUAAUGAACUAUAUUCAUUAUUUGAAGUCAAUAUAACUGUUCCUUAUUAUUGUUCAUAUGAUACAUUGAUAAAGACUGAAGAAAUAGAAAAUUGGAUUAAAUAUCUGAAUUAUACCAUUGAAUUGAAAAAUGAUACACUCACCCAUUUAAAUUUCCAAAGGGCAUUGAUACCACUGGCUAACUAUGACCAAAUUUGGUUGAUGUAUGCGAAUUGGGUUACACUUGUUCAAGACGAUUAUAUUACUGCAAAAAAUAUUUUGUUAAAAGCCUUAAGCAUGUCAAAUAAAAAAACUAAAGUACUAAAAGAACUUUACGGGAUAUUGCUGAAUUUGAAUGACUACGACAUGUUAGAUGAUAUGCUUAAAAAAGUUGAGAAUUCAUUCAACAAUUUACAGGACUGUGAUGAUUUUGAAAUAUUCUGGGAUUAUAUUCAAUUUAAAUGGUUUCUGCAUAACACUGUCGGUAGCAGUCGUUAUUCAGGUAACAAAGGUAAGUCAAUCAUUCCCGCUGAGGUAAUGGGCCUAAUAAUACUUUGGUUAAAGGAUUCAGAGAAAAAAGAAGGACAGUAUAUUUUACUGAAUUACAUUUUGGAGUUACAAAAUAAAGAUAAUUCAGAGGUUUUAGAAAAUAAAGUGUUCAGGAUGUUAAUAAAAGAAAAUAUUUCAUUUUAUUUAGAGGAUUGUAAAUUCUGGGAGUUAUAUUGCAAAUUAAUAUUAUUUAACCCAUCAUUAUCAUAUUUAAAUAAAAGAAAGAAGAUAUUCCAAAUAUGGAAAGAAAUAAAAAAUUAUAAAUUGAAAUCAUAUGAUAAUUUACUAUUAUUCUGUGAAUCUUAUUUAAUUGAUGACACUGAUACUUUCAAAAAAUUAUUUGAUCUAUAG